UCCCUGCCAGCCCUCUGGCCUCUUCCUCCUCCCCCGCCAGCCUCCUUGCACUCCUCCCUGCCGACCCUCUCGUCCUCCUGCCCGCCGACUGUUCCUCCACCCUGGUCCCCUCCUCCCCACCCACGGGUCCAGCGGCAACGAGUUUCGAGCGGAGGCGUGAGGUGGGGUCGUACGAGCUGGCGGCCUCGGGAGGCAGGUAGCGGACGCCCCGCUAGGAGUAGCGGACCGUCGGUCGACAUGCCUUGAGAGGUUCUCGAGGUAUGGUUUUAUUUGCGCCGCUAUCUGCCGUCAAGUAACCUGAGGAUUGAAGUGCCCUUCCUCUCUCACACCACCACGAGCUAGCUAGCAUUUCACCAAGUAAAGAGGGAGUUCAAUUCUUGCAAGUCGAGAUGGCCGAAGUGAUGGCUAGCCCGAUGGGGUCCGUCAUCGACAAGCCGACCGAAUUAUUGCUUGCAAACGGGAUCCGUUUCCUGAAGGACGAGCUGAACAGCAUGUACGUGGUGCUGCAGAAGCUCGCAGAGAAGGAAGACGACCAGAUCGAUCCACUGGUCUUAGAGUGGAGGAACGAGGUGCGUGAGCUAUCCUACCAUAUUAAGGAUUGUAUUGACCGCUUCAUGCUCAAUCACAGCAAUGGAGAUUCCAAGGCAAACUUUGUUCGCAAGCUCGUGCGAAAGGUGAAGAUGGUGUCGCAGUACCAGCGAAUAGCAAUGGAGAUUGAAGAACUCAAGUUUCUUGUAAUCGAGCAGAGCGAUCGGGCCAAACGCUAUGCCAUCCAUCAGUACCUCGCCGCCUCACCUCACCCAGUGGUCUUGGAUCCACGAACACCUGCACUCAUUGCGGAGGCGACGGAUCUCGUGGGAAUUGAUGGUCCACGCGAGGAAAUCGAAAUGGUCCAGCAAUUGGAACCUGUCCAAGAAAAGCAACACAACGUGCAGGGCUCCGUCAUAGGCAAGCUGAGCGCCAUGCUCGCCGAGGAAUACCAGCUCCCAAGACACGUAAAGGGUGAUAUCCGCUUCCUGAAGGACGAGCUGAGCUGCAUGCACGUGGUGCUUCAGGAACUCGAAGACAAGGAAGACGACCAGAUCGAUCGACAGGCCAUAGAUUGGAGGAACAAGGUGCGUGAGCUAUCCUACAAUAUUGAGGAUCGCAUUGACCGCUUCAUGCUCAGUCACAGCCAUGGAGGUUCCAAUGCAAUCUUUGUGCACAAGAUCGUGCGAAAGGUGAUGAUGUUCCCGCAGCUCCAGCGAACAGCACAGGAGAUCCGAAAUCUUAAGAACCUCGUGAGCGAGCAAAGCGAAAGAGCCACUCGCUACGGUAUCUAUCAGAGUCUCGCUGCCUCGCGUCAGCCGGUGCUUAAUGACAGACAAAGCAUGGGCGAGUUUAUAGGAGCUGACAUGGGUACUUUAUUGCCAAAGCCUUCCAAUGGAGUACAGCAAGGUACACUUACGGUAUCAGGAAUGGAAGGUUCUGAGAUCAUGGAGCUUAACAUCCUUGAGCGCAUAGUAGAUGGAAGUGAGGAACCGAGCCAUCUAGAUUUGCUACUUCUACAGAGCAUCACGGACAAUUUUUCAGAGAAGCAAAGAAUUGGUGUAGGUGGAUGUGGAGAGGUUUACAAGGGCAUCCUUCGAAAUGGGGUGGUUGCUGUGAAGAGACUUUUCAAAAUCCGCACAAUUAAAGACAAGAUGUUUCAUCGGGAGGUCAAAAGUUUGAUCGCGGUUAGGCACCCAAAUAUAGUGCGGUUUCUUGGUUAUUGUUCUUUUACGGAAGAACGUGUGAUGCUACUUCAAGGAGGAACUAUUAUGGUCGAUAUACGGGAAAGACUGCUUUGUUUCGACUACAUAAGCAACGGAAGUCUUGAGAGCCAUCUUACAGAUGAACUGAGGGGACAUGAAUGGAAUACACGUUAUGAAAUUAUUGUGGGGAUUUGCAAGGGCUUGCUUUAUCUUCAUAAGGAGAAGGAUAUCAUCCACAUGGAUCUCAAACCUGCCAAUAUACUACUAGAUGAUCACUUGGUGCCAAAAAUUACAGAUUUUGGUCUAUCACGACUUGAUAAUAAUUCACAAACUGCAACUACAUCGCGUCUUAUGACACCAGUAUAUUGUGCUCCAGAAUACCAUUCAGAAGGCAAAUCAUCAAGCAAGUCAGACAUAUAUAGUUUGGGUGUAAUAAUCACGGAGGUGGUGACAGGAAGUAAUAAAAAGAUGCCCGACAUUACUAAAGUACUUAGAAGAUGGAGGCACAGGUGGAUUAAAUCAUCGAAUCAUACUCCGUUGAGUUAUCAACAAGUGACCAAAUGCCUCGAGUUGGCACAAAAAUGCACGCAACAUGACCCGACAGGCAGACCUGAUAUAUCAGACAUAAUUGAUGAGCUCAACCAAAUACGGGAUAGUACGGAAGACCAAUUCCAGGUAAUCCCUGGCUUGGAGGACAUGCUUGGGAUUGAACCUCUGGAAACACAUUUCGUCUUUGAAGAACCUGACCAGCAGAUAUCACACGCAAUAGAGCUAACCAACGAUACGGAGGAUUACUUUGCGUUCUUCACAAAGACAAGCCUACACCGGCUACGCACAGAGCCAGAAAAAGGCAUUGUCCCACCACGAUCCAAGUGCAGUGUCACCGUAACAAUGAUGCAACCGCUUAAUGCACUGCCAACUAAUCGCUACAAGGAGAAGAUCACCGUGCUGAGCACCAGAGUAGAUGGAGGUCUCGCUGCUAUGGAUAUGAAGGGAGACAUGUUCAUUGACCAGGAGGGUAAAGUGGUCGAUGAAGUCAAUGUGAUAGUUGUUCUUGGAAAGCCAUCCUUGGCAGAUGAAUCCUAAAUAAAAUAUUCUGAAUUAUCAAGAUGCAGCAGAGUGAUCUAGGGGAGACGCACAUAUGCUUUGACACUGAUACCUCAUACCUAUGCUACGUGGCAUUUGCCAGCGAACGGUUACUAGUAUAGUGCUAAAUGUUAACAUAUUCAUAUGACGUGGGACAAAGACAAACUUCAUAUUAG
Molecule: messenger RNA, 2995 nt
Organism: Setaria italica (foxtail millet)
Lineage: Eukaryota; Viridiplantae; Streptophyta; Magnoliopsida; Poales; Poaceae
Exons: 8
Coding region: 390-2819 (809 amino acids)
Biological process (GO): protein phosphorylation
Molecular function (GO): protein kinase activity; ATP binding
Source: RefSeq, a predicted model, not a curated record